AUGGGUAAAACUGUUUGGAAUCAAUGGGCCAACCUAAUUGCUCUUACGGCCGGUGUCUUUGAAAUUAUAGGUGGCAUCUUUGGUAUGUUCUAUCGUAUCGCAAUGUUUGGACACAUAACUACAAUAUUUGAUAGAUUCGUUGAUCCUUUGAAUAUCCUGGCGAUUUUGGCGAU
Molecule: messenger RNA, 173 nt
Organism: Ambispora leptoticha
Lineage: Eukaryota; Fungi; Glomeromycota; Glomeromycetes; Archaeosporales; Ambisporaceae
Source: the annotation of a GenBank genome assembly